UUAUUUCUACUGAAUUUGGCUCUAUAUGUUGUCGGUGUAUCCUAUGUUGACUUGAAACUCCCACCGGACCGCAGAACAUGGAGAACGAAUCCACAAAGAAAUGGGGUUUUCAAGUUCACCAAAGGUUCAAGACAGAAUCUGCAAUAACACUUCGAGCGGCGCUUACUAGCUUAACUGAAAAUAUUGACCAAAACGACUCAAGACCAACCAUUCCUCUGGGCCAUGGCGACCCCUCCGUGUUUCCUAGCUUUCGAACUGCUAAUGUAGUGGAAGAUGCCAUCAUUGAUGCCGUUAGAUCCACCAAGUUUAACUGCUAUGGACCAUUCUUUGGUAUUCUCCCAGCUAGAAGGGCCGUUGCAGAUUAUCUCAACGGAGACCUCCCAUAUACGUUGUCACCAGAUGAUGUUUAUCUUACCCUUGGAUGCAAGCAGGCAAUAACAGUUAUAUUAUCAGUCCUUCUCCGUCCUGGUGCCAACAUUUUGCUUCCAAGACCUGGUUGGCCAUACUAUGAAACUUUCACAAGACAGAACAAUGUUGAAGCUCGCCUUUUUGAUCUUCUUCCAGAAAAGGGUUGGGAGGUUGAUCUUGAUGCAGUGGAAGCCCUUGCAGAUAAGAAUACUGUUGCCAUGGUUAUCAUUAAUCCUGGCAAUCCUUGUGGAAAUGUCUUCACUUACCAACAUCUGCAGAAGAUUGCAGAAACAGCAAGAAAACUUAGGAUUAUGGUAAUUUCUGAUGAAGUCUAUGACCAUCUCACAUUUGGGAAUACCCCUUAUGUGCGAAUGGGAGUAUUUGGAUCAACAGUGCCUGUUAUUACCCUUGGAUCUAUAUCAAAGAGAUGGAUAGUGCCUGGCUGGCGGCUUGGUUGGCUUGUGACAUGUGAUCCCAAUGGCAUCCUUCAGAAAUCAGGGGUUGUUGAUUCCAUCAAGGAAUAUAUCAAUAUCACCUCGAAUCCUGCAGCAACCUUAAUUCAGGGCGCAGUUCCUCAAAUCCUUGAGAAAACAGAGGAGGCUUUCUAUUCCAAAAUCAUUGACAUUCUAAGGGUGGCUGCAGACAUAUGCUAUAACAGAAUUAAGGAGAUACCUUGCAUAUAUUGCCUAAACAAACCAGAGGGGUCCAUGUUUGUAAUGGUGAAGCUGAACCCAUCAUUGUUGGAAGACAUUAAUGAUGACAUGGAAUUCUGUCUCAAGCUUGCUAAAGAGGAAUCAGUCAUCGUUUUACCAGGGAUAGUUGUGGGAAUGAAUAAUUGGCUCCGCAUAACCUUUGCUGUUGAACCUUCAGCACUUGAAGAUGGGCUUGGGAGGAUUAAAGCCUUUUAUUACAGGCAUGCCAAGAAGUAAUAAAUCUAUAUGAAGUCAUGAAAUGGAGUAUGGUGAUCAAAAUAGCUACUUGAUCUCCUCUCCUGCUUCAUAGUUUACUCUUGCUAGUGACUGCAAAUAAAAUCAGCUCUUUCUCAGUAUGAGCAAUUCGAUAAAAAAAAACAUAAGAAAAAGUGGGCAGUGGUGGUCGGCAACUCCUCGUUGGACCACAGAUGUGAUUUGGCAUUCACACAAUGUUCGUAUAUAAUUAAGUUGCUUAAAUUGCUUAUGUUUGACUUGAUUUGUUCAGUUCACCAUUUUAUGAAAAGGAUUCUACGGAUUUCUUUGAUC
This is a messenger RNA of Pistacia vera, 1646 nucleotides long. RefSeq names its product nicotianamine aminotransferase 1-like. The transcript is spliced from 7 exons. NCBI's taxonomy places the organism in Eukaryota, Viridiplantae, Streptophyta, Magnoliopsida, Sapindales, Anacardiaceae. The record is from RefSeq and is a predicted model, not a curated record. Gene Ontology annotation, molecular function: transaminase activity; pyridoxal phosphate binding. Gene Ontology annotation, biological process: biosynthetic process; amino acid metabolic process. Bases 78 to 1337 code for a protein of 419 amino acids.